UGAUGUGAUUCGAUUAUAGCGUAUUUAUAUGUUUGCGCAAUACACAUCAAGUUAAUUUAGUUAUAGAUUUAGACCAGUGUCUUGAAACGAAAAGAAUAAGGAUAGUUCUUGUAACUAUACUAAAAUACAAAUUUUAUAAUUUCUUUGCAGUCAAAUAAUUUUACAAAGGAAUACAACAACACGACAGUUCUACGUAGAUAUCAGUAAGGUAAAAAAUAAUAGAUAACAAAUCAAGUUUUGAGUAAUUCCUCUUGAGCAAAGUUCAUAAGCCUCUAUAUUAAUUGUUAUCAAUAUGGAGAAGCAUGAUGCAUUCUUACAAGUACAUUUAGAAAGACCUGUAUAUGAACAAGAAAGUUUAAAUGAAGAUUGUCAUUAUGAAAAACCAAAAGGGCUUUGCUUCCAAGAUGCAAUAUGUGAUUUAAAACAUAGAAACUGGAGAUCAUGUCUUACAUCUGCAAUUCCCUCAAUACAUUGGCUGAGAGAUUACAAUUGGAAAGAAAGUAUAAUGCCUGAUAUAAUUUCUGGUUUGACUGUAGCAAUCAUGCAUAUUCCUCAAGGCAUGGCUUAUGCACUUUUGGGGAACGUACCUCCUGUAGUUGGAAUAUAUAUGGCAUUCUUUCCUGUCUUAGUGUAUUUUUUCUUUGGCACAUCUAGACAUGUGUCCAUGGGAACAUUCGCUGUGGUUUGCUUGAUGACUGGGAAAACAGUGGCAUCUUAUUCGGUAUCACACAAUGAUAUUACAAAUCCAAAUGCUACAACUACAUUGCCCAAUUUGCCUGGAGAAUAUUCCUAUACACCAAUGCAAGUUGCAACAGCAGUUACACUCAUGGUUGGAAUAUUUCAGAUUAUAAUGUAUAUAUUUCGUCUGGGUAUUAUAAGCACAUUGCUUAGUGAUCCAUUAGUGAAUAGUUUUACAACUGGUGCAGCAGUCUGUGUUUUAAUAUCUCAAAUUAAAGACCUAUUUGGUUUGAAAAUACCAAGACAAAAAGGAUAUUUCAAGUUCAUUUUUACAUUGGUAGAUAUUUUUAGAGGAAUACAAAAUACAAAUUUAGCUGCUUUACUUAUAUCAGCAAUAACAAUCGCUGGUCUUGUACUUAAUAAUGAAUUUUUAAAGCCCUGGGCAAGCAAAAAGUGCAGCAUUCCAAUUCCAAUCGAAUUGAUUGCAGUUGUGAGUGGAACUUUAAUUUCAAAAUAUUUUUGUUUUCCUACCAUGUAUAAUAUUCAAGUUGUGGGUGAUAUUCCUACAGGAUUACCAGCACCAACAGUUCCAACAUUUCAACUCUUACAUCUAGUAGCAACAGACAGUAUUGCUAUAACUAUGGUUUCCUAUACUAUUACCAUAUCAAUGGCUUUGAUAUUUGCACAAAAAUUGAAUUAUAAAAUUAAUUCAAAUCAAGAACUUCUUGCUAUGGGUUUGAGUAACAUAACAGGAUCCUUUUUUUCAUGUAUGCCAGUGUCAGCAUCUUUAAGUAGAUCUUUAAUUCAGCAAACUGUUGGUGGUCGGACACAAAUAGCUAGUGUUGUAUCAUGUAUAAUAUUGCUUACAAUCCUUUUAUGGAUUGGCCCAUUUUUCGAACCUUUGCCAAGAUGCGUUCUCGCAUCGAUUAUUGUUGUAGCUUUAAAGGGAAUGUUUCAACAAGCUAACCAGCUUAUAAAAUUCUGGAAAUUAAAUAAAUGUGAUGCACUAAUUUGGAUUGCAACAUUCUUGACCGUCAUAAUAGUAAACAUUGAUAUUGGUUUGCUAGCUGGAAUAAUAAUAUCACUUGCAAUUAUUUUAUUGCAAAGUCUUAGUCCUUAUAUUUGUUUAUUGGGAUACAUACCAAAUACAGAUUUGUAUUUGGAUAUCAGUAGAUUCAAAGCGGCAAUAGAAAUUCCAGGAAUGAAAAUUGUUCAUUAUUGCGGAACUUUAAACUUUGCAAACACUAGUCAUUUCAAGACAGAAUUGUAUAAAUUAAUUGGAGUGAAUCCAACAAAAAUUAUAGAACAUAAAACUAAGUUAAGGGAAAAGGGUAUUUAUAUGGACACAGAAGAUUCAGAAGACAAACAAGAAUUACGAUGUGUAAUAAUGGAUACGAGCGCAUUAAGUUAUAUUGACUCUAGCGGCGUAAUUACGUUAAAUUCAGUAAUGAAAGAAUUUCAACAAAUUGAUGUACACUUUUAUCUUGUAAGUUGUAGAACUCCCAUUUUUGAAACUAUAAAAAAAUGUGACUUGUAUUUACAUGGAACACUUACGUUUAAGAUUUUUGCAACUAUACAAGAUGCCAGAACAUACUUAGAAAAAGAAAUGUAUUCGAGAUAAUACAUGUAAUUUUGCCAAGCAGUUAUAAGUUAUAUUACGUUUAUAAGCAUAUACAUAGUAUUAAAUCAAAUUCGAAUUGGUUCUACAAAGUAUACAGUAACUAAAUUUGAAACUA
Messenger RNA from Bombus impatiens (common eastern bumble bee), 2414 nucleotides. Its product is annotated as prestin. Gene Ontology annotation, biological process: transmembrane transport. The transcript is spliced from 11 exons. Gene Ontology annotation, molecular function: sulfate transmembrane transporter activity; oxalate transmembrane transporter activity; bicarbonate transmembrane transporter activity. The record is from RefSeq and is a predicted model, not a curated record. NCBI's taxonomy places the organism in Eukaryota, Metazoa, Arthropoda, Insecta, Hymenoptera, Apidae. The coding region runs from base 293 to 2299 and encodes 668 amino acids. Gene Ontology annotation, cellular component: membrane.